This is a messenger RNA of Asparagus officinalis (garden asparagus), 2931 nucleotides long. RefSeq lists its product as uncharacterized. The transcript is spliced from 5 exons. The record is from RefSeq and is a predicted model, not a curated record. Lineage: Eukaryota; Viridiplantae; Streptophyta; Magnoliopsida; Asparagales; Asparagaceae. Bases 1 to 1299 code for a protein of 432 amino acids.
AUGGAAGUAGAAGCAGAGAUCCUCGUCCCCGUCGAGCUCCAGUCCGUCGGGGCCCUUCCCAGAGCCGACGAGCUUCGGAGGACUCUUCUUCCUUUGGCUAGAGAGAAAGCUCUCCUCGACAGCAGGGACCGGGCUCGGAUUCUCAAGGAGCAUGGGUUGGGUAGUGACGUUCCUUUGAAAGAUCCAAAUAGAACUGUCUCCUCCUUUGCUUUGCAAAUAAAAUAUGGGCAGAAUACAAGCUUCGAAUCCUUUUCAUGUGAUCCAAGCAAAACGAAGGAUGGCAUUGGCAAUAUAGAAGAAAACCCAACUGUUCAUGGGUUGCAGGGAUUACCUGAUCUUGAAUUUAGGCAUCUCGGGAGUACUUUUAAGGAACUAGGCAAAUGUAUGGUGGACCUUGGACUUUGCUUAGCAAGAACAUGUGAUAAAGUCAUAGGUGGUAGAGAGCUAGAGCAAAGUAUUUUAGAUUCAUGCUCAGCCAAGGGACGCCUUAUCCACUAUCACUCAACAAUGGACAACCUUAUUCUCAAAGAGAUCAACAGGAGAAGUAGAGCAGUCACGAAAAAAGUAAGAAUGGUUACACAUAAUUCUUCAUCUCCUCGUGAACCUGAAACAUCAGGAAACAUAAAUUUUCCUGAAUGGAAAACGGCUGCCCUGGAUGAGCAGCGAAAGAUGGAAAACCUCAGUGCUGAUAAUUGUUCAAAACAUAGAUGCCGGAGAACUUCUUUUUCCAAUCUAUGGCAACAAUGGCAUUACGACUAUGGGAUAUUCACUAUUCUAACUCCACCAUUGUUUAUAUCAUCUGCCCCCAUGGAAGACUGCACUUUGGGGUCAAGGAGUCAGCCCUUCUCUUCUCCAGAUGGGCAUACAUAUUUGCAAUUGUUUGAUGCUACUGAGAACAAGAUCCUUGUGGUGAAAUCACCUCCUGGGAGCUUUAUCGUUCAGGUAGGGGAAGCAGCAGAUAUCUUGUCCAGAGGUAGACUUCAGUCAACUCUUCACUCUGUCUGCAGGCCUGUAGACUUUGAGAAUAUAAGCAGGGAGACUUUUGUUGUCUUCCUGCAGCCAGCUUGGAGUAAAACUCUCUCACAUCCUCGGCACCUUUUAAAUGCCAAACCAAUUCAGGGAAAGUUGACUCCAGAGGAUGAAACAUCUUCAAAAUCGCAGCAGUUGAUGCAAGAAAUACUUCAAAAAAUCCCACCUCUAUCUUCAAGACUGAGAGAGGGGAUGACAUUUGCCGAAUUCUCACGUGAAACUACUAAGCAGUAUUAUGGUGGUAGUGGUACUCAGUCUAGAGACAAGUGAAUCUUUUAAAUGUUUUACUGCCUGCCAUCCUUAUGUUAAAUCAUUUACAAGCGGAACUAAUGUAAACAAAUCCAAUAAUUCUUUGAGGUUACAAAAGCUAGAAAUUAAAAGGGUAUGCUGGUGUAAGCAAUCCACGGUUGCUCAGUUAAAGAGUUACAAAUAUAGACAAUCAACAAGAAUCUGAACAGUGCAAGCAGAAAUGACACAGGUCCUGAAACCUUGAAUGGAUGAGGCUGUUGAUGAGAUCACCACAUCCUAGAUACUGGAAAUUUUUUUCUGCAGUCAAUUGCAGGUAUCAAUAUCCAGAAGCUUUAUUUAUUGUCUCUAAUUUUCAUCUACUUUUGCUGUUAUUACAUGUGGCUCAGUACUUACUCCCAUAUGCCUGGAAAUAUGAAGAGAAGUUUUAAUCAAAUUUUCCUAUGGUAGGAGGAGGCUGAUAUGUAAAUAAAGUCAUAUAGCGGUUCAUAGAUUAUGACAUUCUCACCUCAUAUGCUGCUGGAGAUCUGCAAUAGUUGGUGUUGGUUAGUACAGUGCUGGUUGAACCACAUUCACUAUCUUUAAGAGACAUGUUGGAUCUAUCAAGCUUGAGAUGCCAUGGAAACUUAUAUCCAUUUGGUAUCAGACCCACUUGAGAAGAAGAUCGUUGCAUUGUAACUCCUCUUGGAAUAUUCCUUCCCUCAACUGAUGGUCUCCUUCGGCUUGCUUGUCGCUCAAAGGGGUCAAGUCUUUGCUUUGGGACACUCUGAGACCGUGCCUUUGCUCUCGAAGACUGUGUGUUGGCCAUGUAACUACGAAAUAAGGGAUAGUCAAUGGAAUCCUGGGUUGCAUCGGGCAUUGAGAUCGCUGAAAAGUAUUGGGGGCUGGUUUGAGUUGUUGCAAAGGAGAAUUCUUCGAAAUGGCCGCUUCGAGCUUUUGGGCUUAUAUCCGUUAAGGCUGAUGAUGACGGUGAGUACUGUGGUUGGAUGUCUGACUUGGAAGGUGUUCGCUCAUCAUAAUAGUAUACAGAGUGUCUGUGGUUUAUUAUUCUUCUGGAUUGGGGAUUGGAAUAGCUAUUCCUGCUCUUGAAGCUACUUCUUGGUUCCGCGAGAUCCAUCUCCACUAUUCUGAUGUUCUCCGCUGCAUUUGUCUCCAUCCCCUGCAUGCCAAAUGUUUCCUUAUCGUGGACAUGUGCACUAGUACCAACAAUAUAUGCACUCGGGUUAUUGGAUGCAACAACUGUCGGAACCAAACAUGAGACCCAUUAUAUAUGUGUCUUUCUUCUUGGUAGGAUGCUGUGGUGAUCUUAUGUAAUUUGGCAGCUGCUGUGAGAUGGUUCGGGCUUCCUCUGCCAUUUGUAACUGCUGUGCUCGAACUCUGGUUUGAACCCUGACCAAAGCCUGCAUUCUACGGAGAGUUUCGGUGGCUUGACUCCUGACCAGGUGCCCCCUUAUCAAUGCUUGCAGCUUCACUAGUCCUUUCAGUGCACAUAGAGCUUUCCUUGCCUUAAAGAAAUUAAAAUCAAUGUCAUCUCAGCUUGCUUUAUAUUACUGCUGCCAUGUCAUCUCAUAUUCAGUUUCUUUCUAUACUUUUCUUUCAUAUUUAUUUAGGUCUUGUUUUACACGGUAUAAUUGUUAUUGAGCUCUUCUUUCAUAA